Messenger RNA from Cutaneotrichosporon cavernicola, 753 nucleotides. RefSeq lists its product as uncharacterized. Gene Ontology annotation, cellular component: cytosol. The record is from RefSeq and is a predicted model, not a curated record. NCBI's taxonomy places the organism in Eukaryota, Fungi, Basidiomycota, Tremellomycetes, Trichosporonales, Trichosporonaceae. The transcript has 4 exons. Gene Ontology annotation, biological process: glycolytic process; glycerol catabolic process; glyceraldehyde-3-phosphate biosynthetic process. Bases 1 to 753 code for a protein of 250 amino acids. Gene Ontology annotation, molecular function: triose-phosphate isomerase activity.
AUGGCACGCAAGUUCUUCGUUGGCGGCAACUUUAAGAUGAACGGGACGACGCAGGCGAUCAAGGUCAUUGUUGACGACCUCAACAACGCCCAGCUCGACGGCUCCACUGAGGUCAUCAUUGCUCCCCCCGCGAUCCACCUCUGCAACGUGCUCAACACGGUCAAGCCGCCCGUCCAGGUGGCUGCCCAGAACGCGUACUUCAAGAACUCUGGCGCGUUCACCGGCGAGAUCUCGCCCGAGCAGAUCAAGGAUGCCGGCGUCCCCUGGGUCAUCCUCGGCCACUCGGAGCGCCGCUCGCUCUUCGGUGACACCGAGGAGGUCGUGGCCGACAAGGUCAAGGCUUCGCUUGCGGCCGGCCUCAAGGUCAUUGCCUGCGUUGGCGAGACGCUCGAGGAGCGCGAGGCGGGUGUGACCAACGACGUGGUCCAGAAGCAGCUUGGUGCGAUUGCCAAGGUGAUCAACGAGAGCGACUGGAACAACAUUGUCGUCGCGUACGAGCCCGUCUGGGCCAUUGGCACCGGCAAGGUCGCGACCAAGGAGCAGGCGCAGGAGGUCCACCACGACCUUCGCAAGUGGCUCUCGUCGACUGUCUCGCCCGCUGUUGGCGACGCGACCCGCAUCAUCUACGGCGGCUCGGUCAACGCCAAGAACUGCGGUGACCUCGGUGCCGCCGCUGACAUUGACGGUUUCCUCGUUGGCGGCGCAUCGCUCAAGCCCGAGUUCAUCGAGAUUGCGCGCACCAAGAAGAACUGA